AUGUAUAAUGGUGUUGGAGUUCGAACCCCAAGAGGAACAGGAACAAGUGGCCAUGUUCAGGAUAGUUUAGCGGUAAUCAACUAUGAUAAGAAAAUUAAACCAAAGCCACUCAACAAUUCUUUCCAAAAAUCAGAUGCAUUAAAAGACCACGAAAGUAGAGUUAAAAUAGAGACAGAAUGUUAUUUGCUCAGGAAGAAAUUGCGCGAACAAAAUAUUCCAGAAGAUCAAAUCAAAACGCGGGUUGAUAAAUUUAGAGAGGAACAACUCGAGAAACUUUACCCCAAGAAAAAAUUAGAUAUUAACACCUCUGAUUCAAAAGCGUGA
Messenger RNA from Trichomonas vaginalis G3, 324 nucleotides. RefSeq names its product RNA splicing. Lineage: Eukaryota; Parabasalia; Trichomonadida; Trichomonadidae. Bases 1 to 324 code for a protein of 107 amino acids. The record is from RefSeq and is a predicted model, not a curated record. The transcript has a single exon.